AGCAUUCGUCCUUCGGCUCGGGAGGUCAAACCUUCCCGGGGCACCACCAGCCAUGAACAUCUUCUUCCUCUCCAAGCGGCCCAAGCAGGCGGCGCGCUGGCACGCCGACAUCCACGUCGUCAAGAUGGUCGUCGAGACAGCGCAGCUGCUGUGCAACGUCCACCACCGCGCCCGAGAGGCGAGCUCCCACUGCCUGCCGCCCUACACCGCGCGGGCGAGGAUACCGUACCAGGACUCGCGGUCUGGCCACCGCCAGCUGGGGCCGAUGAUCUGGGUCUCCGAGUCUCUGGGGAACUACCGCUGGGCCGUGGCCCUGGGCCUGGCGCUCUGCCGCGAGUACGAGCGUGGCCGCGGCAGGGCGGAGGGGCGCACCGACCCGCACCGCACGCAGGCGGUGCUGGAGUGGCUGCAGCGGCACGAGCCGCACUUCAAGCGCACCCGGCGGACGGCCGUGCAGCUGCGCCACCUGGCGAUGCCGGACAGGUUCAAGUGUGGCGACGCCGUGGAGGCGUACCGGGCGUACUACCGCUCCAAGGCCAGGACCAUGCCCAUGCGGUGGAAGGGCGCGGCCCCGCCGUGGUGGCCGAGCGCAGGCCGGGCGCCGGCGCGAGCGGCACGCCUCUCCGAGGCGCAGGCCUCGCGCAAGCGCCGGCGCCCUGCGGAGUGACGGCGGCCUCUCCGUGCCUCCGCUCCGCUGCGUCGACGCUGCCAGCGUCUCGGCGCUGCCGCGUCUGUCGGGGCGACUCGGCUCCGCUGGUGCCGUCGUGGCUCGGCCCUCUCGAUUCGGGGCGUGGCUCGGGAGCGGUGCGUCGAAGUGACCGAGGAGACGUGGAGCCUGUACCCAACGGCUGGGAAAGACUAGAUGUUUGAUGAGACGCGCGGCAAGUGGAGCAGUGCCACGAUUUAGCGUCUUCGUGUCGUCUCCCUGUCCAGCUUGCUGGCGCUCGUUCUGAUUUUGAUGUGUUGCUUCAGUUUGAUUCGUAACUGUACAGACGAAAUUGCUGGGAGUGUUUUUGACGUUGUUUGUCUGCCCACGGCGUUUCUUUUCGCGGACCCGCCCACAGAGCAGGAUGUCUCCUGCCAGGUAGCCCCGGCACGCCGAAUGGUCGGCGGCCUGACGCGUGCGAA
Prorocentrum cordatum is the source of this 1128-nucleotide messenger RNA. NCBI's taxonomy places the organism in Eukaryota, Dinophyceae, Prorocentrales, Prorocentraceae. The record is from the annotation of a GenBank genome assembly.